Molecule: messenger RNA, 785 nt
Organism: Pezoporus occidentalis (night parrot)
Lineage: Eukaryota; Metazoa; Chordata; Aves; Psittaciformes; Psittacidae
Gene: HSCB
Product: HscB mitochondrial iron-sulfur cluster cochaperone
Exons: 6
Coding region: 16-717 (233 amino acids)
Biological process (GO): [2Fe-2S] cluster assembly; protein complex oligomerization
Cellular component (GO): mitochondrion
Molecular function (GO): ATPase activator activity; protein-folding chaperone binding
Source: RefSeq, a predicted model, not a curated record
GAAGCCGCCGUGGGGAUGCGGGCGGCGCUGCGCAGGGCUGGCGCUGGGUCGUGGCUGCCGCGCGCCUCGCAGCCCGCCCCGCGGCCGCGCUGCGGCGGGACCGGCCCGGCCCCGGCCCCGGCCCCGCGGUGCUGGAGCUGCGGCAGCGCCCUCCCCGGUGCCGAGGGGCCGCCGCUCUUCUGCCCCGGGUGCCGCGCCCUGCAGCCGCCGGGCCCGCGGCCCGACCUCUUCCGCCUGAUGGCUUGUGACCGCUCCUUCCGCGUCGACGCGCAGCAGCUGCAGCGGCGGUUCCGGAGCCUGCAGCGCGCCGUUCACCCCGACCGCUUCGGCCAGAGGCCGCCGGAGGAGCAGUACUACUCUGAGCAACACUCGUCCUUGAUUAACAAGGCCUAUCAAACCCUCCUGAACCCUCUGAGCCGCGGCAUCUAUCUGCUGGAGCUGCAUGGAAUGGAGCCAGCACAGGAGACAGACUGUGAUGCAGACUCUGUGUUUCUCAUGGAAAUCAUGGAAAUUAAUGAGAAAUUAGCAGAGUCUAAAAGUGACGGUAUCCUUGAAGAAAUUGACACUUUGAUUAAAGUUAAACAAGAAGAACUGACCAGAGAGGUGGCUGCAGCUUUUGAAAGAGAUGACCUUCAGGAAGCAAAGAAGCUUUUAGCCAAAAUGAAGUAUUUUGCAAACUUAAAGGAUAAACUAAAGAACAAGAAGAUCCCUUCCUGAUGCUGCCUCCUUUACUGUUAAUGUUAUUUUUCAAUUAAACAGCUAAUAUAGUUACCAAGUGAGAAAAA